CUUUCCCUCGGCCUUCUUCCAAUUGCGGCUGCAGUGGCGGCGGCUGGAGCCCUUCAGGAGAGGCUUCUUCCAGUUCUUCGAGGGAAGCCACCCGGGUCUCGUCUCUCGGCAGAGAAGCGGGGCCCAGGCCUGCCUUCUGGGCGGGAGGCAGGGAAGCAAGGAAGGAGGGAGGCCGCCAUGCAUCUGCACCAGGUGCUCACGGGCGCCGUCAACCCGGGCGACAACUGCUACUCGGUGGGCAGCGUCGAGGAGACCCCCUUCACGGCGUAUGGCUCUGGAUGUGAUAUUGUUAUCCUGGCAAACGACUUUGAAUGUGUGCAAAUUAUUCCUGGUGCUAAGCAUGGAAACAUCCAAGUCAGCUGUGUAGAGUGCUCACAACAAGGAAGGAUUGCAGCCUCGUAUGGAAACGCUGUGUGUAUUUUUGAACCCCUUGGGGUAAAUUCUCACAAGAGAAAUUGUCAACUAAAGUGUCAGUGGCUGAAAACAGGACAGUUUUUCCUCAGUUCUAUGACCUUCAACUUAGCAUGGGAUCCUCAAGGUAACCGGUUGUUGACUGCAACAGAUUAUUUGCAGUUGUGGGCCCCUCCAUCUAAUGAUAUCCUGGAAGAGGAGGAAGAAGAUGAUCCUGACACAGUGGUCAAAGAGGAUAAAGUCCAUCCUGUUCUAAAUGACUGGAAAUGUGUCUGGCAGUGCAAGACUGCAGUGUCUGUCCAUUUGAUGGAAUGGUCACCAGAUGGUGAAUAUUUUGCAACAGCUGGGAAGGAUGAUUGUCUCUUAAAAGUCUGGUAUCCAAUGACUGGCUGGAAGUCCUCUCUUUGCCCCCAAGAGAGUGAUGAACCAAGGAAAAGCUCCACACCGGUCCACUUUGCAUUUGUGUAUCUGGCACAUCCUCGAGCAGUGACAGGAUUUUCAUGGCGAAAAACUAGCAAGUUUAUGCCCAGGGGAUCUGUCUGCAAUGUACUACUUACUUCAUGCCAUGAUGGUAUUUGCCGGCUAUGGGCAGAGACAUUAUUACCUGAAGAUACUCUUCUGGGGGAGCAAAUCUGUGAAACUAGCACAUCCAGCAUUAGCAGCAGCAGCAGUUUUUCUCAUUCUAGGAGGCACAAAGAUAAUAUUCAGAAUGCUUUAGAGACAAUCCAUCAUUUAAAAAAUCUGAGGAAAGGUCAGCGAAGAUCUUCAGUACUUAUAACACGCACAGAAGAUUUACCUAAUCAGCUGGGAACACAUGAAGUUCAGCGACACAUUUCUCACCAUGCUAAUGCUCUCUGUCAUUUCCAUAUAGCAGCAAGCAUUAACCCCAAUACAGACAUUCCAGCAGCUUUGGUUAAGACAGCUUUUAAUUUAGAUGAUGGAAAUGACGGCUUUGUUGUUCAUUGGCUGAAUAAUAAAGAAUUCCAUUUUACAUCCUCCACUGAAAUUUUUAUGCAACAUCUUCGAGAACUUACUGAUCAACAUAUGGAAAAAGCAGAAGAGGAUUUUGAUGCAGAGAAAGAAGAAGAGAAAGAGAGAGGUUUACUCAUGAAACUUGAUCACGAAUUGUCUUUAGAUAGAGAAUCUGAGACUGGAACAGGAACAGGUUCCUCAGAACAUGAAGAUGGAGAAAGGGAAGGGAGCCCUAAGAUUGUUUCACCAGCUGCCUCACGCAUGCCACUUCCUACCGUCUUACUAGAUCGGAAAAUUGAAUGGCUGCUUAAAGAAUGGAACAAGAAUCCAGACAUGCUCUUCACCAUUCAUCCAGUGGAUGGUACUUUUUUAGUGUGGCAUGUGAAGUAUUUGGAUGAGUACAACCCAGGAAUCUUUCGACAAGUUCAGGUUACAUUUUCUUCUCAGAUACCAGUUGCAUUUCCAUCAGGUGAUGCAAGCUCACUUAGUAAAAACAUCUUGAUGUAUGCCUGCACUACCUCUGCAAAAGAAGUCAGCAGUGCAUCCCUGCAAAAGAGAAGUAGCAUUUCUGAUAGCAUGUCUGAAUGGAGACCAAGUUGUACCCAGGACAUUUCCAAUGUGAACAUUACUGCUGCUACAGUUAUGAUGAUUUCCAAACACAUAGAUGGCUCCCUAAACCAGUGGGCAGUUUCUUUUGCAGAUAAAUCUGCCUUUACUACUGUGCAUACUGUAACUCACAAGUUUAGGUACUGUGGGCACCGAUUUCACCUUAAUGAUCUUGCCUGCCAUUCGGUGCUGCCACUCCUGUUAACAUCUUCCCAUCACAAUGCCCUCCUAACCCCUGAAUCCAACCAGCUAUGGGAUUCUGAUGGGUUAAAUAAAAUGAUGGAUCCUAUGAGAAACUUGAAAGGUUCUUCCAGACAGCAGCUUAGAAAUGCAGCAACUCGUACAUUCCACGAUCCCAAUGCAAUCUACAGUGAACUGAUUUUAUGGCGCGUAGACCCCAUUGGACCUUUGUCAUACACUGGAGGAGUAUCAGAACUGGCUCGCAUUAAUUCUCUCCAUACCUCAGCUUUCUCUAAUGUAGCCUGGCUCCCAACCCUUAUUCCUAGCUAUUGUCUUGGUACAUACUGCAAUUCUGCCAGUGCUUGCUUUGUAGCAUCAGAUGGGAAAAAUCUGAGGUUAUACCAAGCAGUGGUGGACGCCCGGAAACUUUUGGAUGAACUGAGCGAUCCUGGAUCCUCGAAACUUAUUGGGGAAGUCUUUAACAUUGUGAGUCAGCAAUCAACAGCUCGACCAGGAUGCAUUAUUGAACUAGAUGCCAUAACUGACCAGUGUGGGUCAAACACACAGCUGCUCCAUGUCUUCCAAGAGGACUUCAUUUUGGGAUACAAACCACAUAAGGAUGAUAUCGAGCAAAAGGAGAGCGAGAUAUUUUUCCAGCCAUCUAAAGGCUACAGACCACCACCCUUCUCUGAAAAGUUUUAUCUAAUUGUAAUUGAAAAAGGCACCAAUGGUUGUUCAAUACUUCACAUGUGGCAUCUGCAUCUAAAAUCUGUGCAAGCAUUUUUGGCAAAACCUACUGAAGUUCCCUCAUCAGGCCACCAGCUUGGCGUACCUGGGCAACAGACUGCAGAUUCAUCUCCAGAUAUCUCACCUGGCACAGCUCCGAUGCCACGUUCUUCAUCCGUUGCUAAUCUUCAGACAGCCAGUAAACUUAUUUUGAGUUCUAAACUGGUCUAUAGUUAUCCCUUGGAUCUUCCACUUGGUGUAGAAGUUGUUCGAGCUACUCCCUCUGCAGGACAUCUAAGCUCCUCAUCAAUUUACCCUGUUUGCCUUGCACCAUACUUGCUGGUAACGUCCUGUUCAGAUAACAAAGUGCGAUUUUGGAGGUGUUCUGUAGAGGCAGUGGUGAACAGCAAAGGUGAAUCGAAGGAGACCUAUCUUUGGAAAAAAUGGCCCUUGAUGAACGAUGAGAGAGAAGAUGAUAGCAGCACAGUAUGCAUAGUGGGAAGACCAGUCGCUGUCAGCUGUUCCUAUACAGGGCGCUUGGCUGUGGCAUACAAACAGCCUAUACAACACAAUGGUUUUGUUUCCAAAGAAUUUUCUAUGCACGUGUGUAUAUUUGAAUGUGAAUCUACAGGAGGAUCAGAAUGGGCUUUGGAACAGACAAUAAAUCUAGAUGAUCUAGUUAAAGUUGGGAGUGUCCUUGAUUCAAGAAUUAGUGUGGACAGUAAUUUAUUUGUAUACAGUAAGUCUGAUAUAUUUUUGAACAAAGAACGAUAUCUUAUGCCAAAUAUAAAACAUUUGGUACACUUGGACUGGGUUUCCAAAGAAGAUGGUUCACAUAUACUUACAGUUGGUAUGGGUGCAAAUAUAUUCAUGUAUGGCCGACUUUCAGGCAUUGUGACUGAACAAACCAGCAGCAAAGAUGGUGUAGCUGUCAUUACUUUACCACUAGGUGGUAGCAUAAAACAAGGUAUAAAGUCCAAAUGGGUGCUAUUGAGAUCAAUAGAUUUAGUGUCUUCUGUAGAUGGCACCCCUUCAUUACCUGUGUCGCUCUCUUGGGUUAGAGAUGGAAUACUGGUAGUAGGAAUGGAUUGUGAAAUGCAUGUAUAUGCACAGUGGAAGCAUGUGAUAAAAUCAGGUGGCAAUGAAAACAAUGGGUUUCUUAGUGAAGACUCUCCCACUCAAGAUCCACUUAAGACUAGUUUUCUGGCAAAAAAACCUAGCAUCAUUGAUGGAACAGGCAUUGUGGAUGAUGUUUUUGGAACUCCCACUGUGAUCCAAGAUGGUGGCCUUUUUGAAGCUGCUCAUGUUCUUUCUCCUACUCUUCCACAGUAUCACCCAACUCAGCUAUUGGAACUGAUGGAUUUAGGUAAAGUUCGCAGAGCAAAAGCCAUUCUUUCACACUUGGUGAAAUGCAUUGCAGGGGAAGUUGCUAUUGUAAAAGAUCCCGAAGCUGGAGAUGGUGGUUCUAAACGUCAUCUUUCUCGUACUAUUAGUGUAAGUGGUAGCACCGCAAAGGAUGCAGUUACUACUGGGAAAGAUGGCACACGGGAUUACACAGAAAUAGAUUCUAUUCCUCCACUUCCACUGUAUGCUCUGCUUGCAGCAGAUCAAGAUUCCACAUACAAAACUGAGGAAGCAACUAAAAGGCCACAGGGCCCAGAGGCUCAUGGUAAAAGGAAAACAGAGGAUCAUUAUUCGGACCUUUUUCAGGUUCAGCAGGUGACAACUGAUGACUUCAUCGAUUUUGAGCCAGAAAGAAGAGAGCAUAAAUCCAAAGUAAUCAAUCUGUCUCAGUAUGGUCCCACUUACUUUGGGCAAGAACAUGCUAGUGUCCUUUCAAGCCAUCUAAUGCACUCAAGUUUACCAGGACUCACUCGCCUAGAACAAAUGUUUUUGGUUGCCUUGGCAGACACUGUGGCUACAACAACCACUGAACUUGAUGAAAACAGAGAUAAGCAUUACUCAGGGAGAGACACUUUAGAUGAAUGUGGCUUAAGGUACUUAUUAGCUAUGCGUUUACACACAUGCCUUCUGACAUCACUCCCACCUUUAUAUCGUGUGCAGCUACUCCAUCAAGGUGUUUCUACUUGCCACUUUGCCUGGGCUUUUCAUUCUGAGGCAGAAGAAGAGUUAAUCAACAUAAUUCCUGCAAUUCAACGAGGGGAUCCCCAGUGGUCUGAACUAAGAGCUAUGGGUAUAGGCUGGUGGGUUAGAAAUAUUAACACGCUCCGAAGGUGCAUGGAAAAGGUUGCAAAAGCAGCCUUUCAGAGAAACAAUGAUGCUUUGGAUGCUGCCCUUUUUUACCUUGCAAUGAAGAAGAAGGCAGUAGUGUGGGGUCUGUUUCGUUCUCAGCAUGAUGAAAAAAUGACACAGUUCUUCAGCCAUAAUUUCAGUGAAGAUAGAUGGCGCAAAGCAGCUUUGAAAAAUGCUUUUGCUUUGCUAGGAAAGCAACGCUUUGAACAGUCGGCUGCCUUUUUCUUAUUAGCUGGAUCAUUAAAGGAUGCUAUAGAGGUGUGUCUUGAGAAAAUGGAAGAUAUCCAAUUAGCAAUGAUUAUUGCUCGCUUAUAUGAAUCGGAGUUUGAAAUAUCCUCCACCUAUACAGCCAUCCUUUAUGAAAAGAUUUUAGGUUGUGAGAAAGAUGGAACAGGAUUCAGCUGUACUAAACUGCACCCAGAUCCUUUCCUGAGAAGCCUUGCCUACUGGGUCAUGAAAGAGUACACUAGAGCACUUGACACUUUACUGGAACAAACACCAAAGGAAGAUGAUGAAACCCCAGUCAUUGUCAAAUCCUGUAAUCCUGUGGUGUUCAGUUUCUACAACUACCUUCGUACCCACCCCUUGCUCAUCCGAAGGAAUUUUUGCUCACCCGAUGGGACUUUAGCUACUUUAGGGCUGCAAACAGAGAAAAGCUUUGUGGACCAAAUCAAUCUCAUUGAGAGAAAGCUGUUUUUCACUACUGCAAAUGCUCAUUUUAAAGUGGGGUGUCCUGUUUUAGCUCUUGAAGUUCUGUCCAAACUUCCCAAAAUAAGUAGCAAAUCCAGUAUUUUUAUCAAGAAAGAGGAAGCAAGCCCAAGUCCUACUAUGCAAAAUGGUGUGAAAUUGGAGCCAAAGACAUCAGGUGAAGUCAGUGAUCUAGACUGGUCACAGCCAAUAACAAUUACAUCAGAUUUGCUAAGUUAUACAGAUGCCUCUUCCCUGAUUGAUUGGAGCAAGCCAGCCAUAACAUUUGAGGAUGAGCCUCUUAAACUUGAUUGGGAGGAUGACAAAAGUGGUUCACAGGAAGAUGAAGAUGGUUUGCAAAUGAAAGAUUCAAUGUUGGAACCAGACAGUAAAAAACAAGAUGAAAAAAGCUCUGACAUCAGUCAGAGUGAGGAUGUGGAGACGGGUGAAACUGAAGUUGAUGUGAUUGCCGAACAGCUAAAAUUCAGAGCAUGUCUGAAAAUCCUCAUGACGGAACUGAGAACUUUGGCUACUGGUUAUGAAGUUGAUGGUGGGAAACUCCGCUUUGAGCUUUACAACUGGCUGGAAAAAGAAAUUGCUGCUUUGCAUGAAAUAUGCAACCAUGAAGCACGUGGCAAAGACUAUUGUAAAACUGAUGUCAAAAUAAAUGGGGACUUGAUUGAUCAUGAAGAAGUGAUGGAUAAGACAGAAAUUGGCUCAUAUGAGCGGCAUCAAAUUGAACGACGCAGAUUGCAAGCUAAGCGUGAACAUGCUGAACGACGCAAGUGGUGGCUACAGAAGAAUCAAGCACUUUUAAGGGUUUUCCUGAGCUAUUGUAGCCUUCAUGGAGCUCAAGGUGGUGGUCUUGCAUCUGUGAGAAUGGAGUUGAAGUUCCUGUUGCAAGAGUCACAGCAAGAAACUACAGUCAAGCAGCUUCAGUCACCCCUUCCAUUACCCACAACUCUACCCUUACUCUCUGCAAGCAUUGCUUCCACCAAGACAGUUAUAGCCAAUCCAGUAUUGUACUUAAACAACCACAUUCAUGAUAUUCUUCAUACUAUCGUGCAGAUGAAGACACCACCACAUCCUAAUAUUGAAGAUGUAAAGGUACAUACUCUCUAUUCAUUAGCUGCUUCCCUCUCUGCAUCUAUUUACCAAGCAUUGUGUGACAGCCACAGCUACAGCACCCAGACAGAAACAAAUCAGUUUACAGGAAUGGUUUAUCAGGGGCUUUUGCUGAGUGACCGCCGUAGGUUGAGGACAGAAAGCAUUGAAGAACAUGCUACUCCAAAUUCAUUGCCUGCCCAGUGGCCUGGUGUGAGCUCACUUAUAAACCUCUUAAGUACAGCUCAGGAUGAAGACCAACCAAAGCUAAACAUCUUGCUGUGCGAAGCAGUCAUAGCUGUCUACCUAAGUCUUUUGAUACAUGCUCUUGCUGCUAAUUCCUGCAAUGAAUUGUUUCGACUUGCUGCUCAUCCUCUAAACAAUCGAAUGUGGGCUGCUGUCUUUGGAGGAGGAGCAAAGCUUGUAAUAAAACCAAGGCGACAGUCAGAAAAUAUUCCAGUAGCUGAUCCUGUUUCUGAUGAUACAGAGGACAUUAAUGAAGCUCCUCCAAUUCCUUCAGAAGAAAUGGAUAAGCAUCGUCGUAGAUUCAACAUGAGGAUGUUGGUGCCAGGAAGACCUGUGAAAGACAGCGUUGUCCCUCCCCCUGUGCCUGCAGAAAGACCGUCUUACAAAGAAAAAUUCAUCCCACCAGAGCUCAGCAUGUUAGACUAUUUUGUUGCAAAGCCAUUCCUUCCUUUUUCAGACAGUGGUGUGAUAUAUGAUUCUGAUGAAAGCAUCCAUAGUGAAGAUGAAGAUGAUGAUGCUUUCCUUUCUGAUAUGCAGAUCCUGGAACACAAGGAUGCCAAUUCUUACAGCUGGGCUCUUAUCCAUUUGGCAAUGGUAAAACUUGCUCUGCACAAUGUGAAGACCUUUUUCCCCAUUGCUGGUUUAGAAAUAUCUGAUCUUCCAGUUACGUCGCCAUUGGGUAUUGCAGUGAUAAAAAGUUUUGAAAAUUGGGAACAGAUCCUGCAAGAAAGAAUGGACCAGUUUGAAGGACCACCACCAAAUUACAUCAAUACCUGUUUUCCUGAAUCUGGAAUAGGAGCUGGAGCAGCUGCUGCCAGAAUAAAAGCGAUGGUUGAUCCAGAAAACACGCCAUUCAAAUCAAAAGAUUAUUCUGCAAUGCCUGCAAAGAGACUCUGGCAUUUUCUAGUGAAGCAGGAGUUGCUGCAAGAUACUUUUAUUCGGUACACAUUUACAAAGAAGAGGAAGCAAAGCGAGUCCAUAGAAGAUCGUGCGGAGCAGGUCAUACAAAACAGCAUAGCAGAAGACAAAAACAAGGUUGAAGCAGAACUUGGCUAUCCUGGGGGAAGGGCAAAAAUUAUUCACAAGGAAUCAGAUAUGAUAAUGGCAUUUGCAAUUAAUAAGGCAAAUAUCAAUGAAAUAGUUUUAGCUUCUACACAUGAUGUUCAAGAACUGGAUGUUUCUACUCUCUUGGCUGCACAGUCAUAUAUAUGGAUUGGAGAAGAGUAUGACAGAGAAUCUAAAAGUUCAGAUGAUAUUGAUUUCCGUGGUUCCACUACAACACUCACGCAGUCUAGCACAGCAUCUUUUACAGUGGCUCAAAUGCAGCCAACUUCAUCAUCAAUGCCAUGGUUAGGCAGUGGGCAGACUAGUACAGGAGCAGGUGUGCUCAUCAAGCGGAAUUUGAAUAAUGUGAAAAGAAUGACUUCUCAUCCAGUCCAUCAGUAUUACCUUACAGGUGCUCAGGAUGGUAGCGUUCGAAUGUUUGAAUGGACAAGACCACAGCAGUUGGUGUGCUUUCGUCAAGCAGGAAAUGCAAGGGUUACUAGAUUGUAUUUUAAUUCUCAGGGCAACAAGUGUGGCGUAGCUGACGGAGAGGGAUUCUUAAGUAUUUGGCAAGUAAACCAAACUGCAUCCAAUCCUAAACCCUAUUUGAGCUGGCAGUGCCACAGCAAAACCACAAGUGACUUUGCAUUUAUUACCUCUUCAAGUCUGGUGGCAACUUCAGGGCAGUCAAAUGACAACAGAAAUGUGUGUUUGUGGGAUACCUUGGUGUCGCCAUCUAAUAGCCUCAUACAUGCCUUCACUUGUCAUGAUCAUGGUGCUACAGUGCUUCAGUAUGCACCGAAGCACCAACUACUGAUUUCUGGAGGCAGGAAAGGAUGUAUUUCCAUCUUUGACAUCAGACAGAGGCAAGCCCUUCAUACUUUCCAAGCUCAUGAUUCUUCAGUCAAGGCCCUUGUCCUCGACUCCUCUGAAGAAUGUUUUUGUACAGGUUCUGCAGAAGGCAAUGUGAAGGUGUGGAGAUUGACAGGCUACGGUUUAAUCCAUUCAUUUAAGCAUGAACAUGCCAAGCAAUCUAUCUUCCGAAACCUGAGCAGUGGAGUCAUGCAGAUUGACAUGACGCAAGGCAAUCGCAUCUUCUCCUGUGGAGCGGAUGGCACACUGAAGAUGCGGGUUUUACCCAAUGCUUUCAAUAUUCCUUCAAGCCUUUGUGACAUUCUGUAGGCUUUGCUGCUGCUGUUCCUUUAUAACCAGGUUUACGUUCUGGGAGAACUGUUAAGUGCUGUAAUGAGCAUUUAAGAAGGAAUGCUACCAUACUUUGCUAUUAGUGUAGUUUAUUACAGCACUUUAAUGCUAUAGUUGAGUCACAAAAAGACCACUGUUUUGACCUUUUUAAAAACAACACACACAACAUUUGUAUUGUUUUGAGCACUGCAUCUAUGGAUUGAUGGGAUGGAAGUGCAUGUUCUAUAUUCAGAUUUCACAUCCCGGCAGUGUGAUAGCUGGGCCUGUGCUCUCUGACCCAUGAAGCAGUUGCAGCAAAUUACCUAAAGUAAGCUAUUUUUAUGUACUUUGGGGAUAUUCUUCCAAUUUUUGCCACUAAUGUGAAGCAUGUUUGCAUUUUUUUCCUCCAUUUUCAAAAUAAUUCUCUAUAAUGAAGGAUAUUCCAAGUGAGCGUGGUUUUAUGUUUAUUAUCAUUGUUAUUGUUAUUAUUUAUUUAUUUAUUGUUAUUAUUAUUAUUUUGGGUCACAACCACUAUGACUUUGUGAUGACCACCCAAUCAGUGGACCAAUGUGCAAUGAGGAAUGUACUGUGGGCUAAUGUGUACAUUAUUUUGAUGCUGGGAUCCUUUCCCCCUCCUCCCUGGUUAGUAUUAAUGCACAGUCAGUGAUGAAGUUGCACAGAAGCACAUUUCUCAGAACCUGUGGAACUUUGCUUAAAAAUGCAUACUGUUUGUGCUUUUAAAAAAAAGUCUGUUUGAGCAGCAGGCAUUUUGAAAUGCAUGGGGCUGCCAUUGAAAAUGGAAGCCUGGUGUUCUGUUCCCUCUUCUUUCAAUAAUACCACAACUUACUCCUAUCCUGAUAUCCUCACUUGGUGCAUUUCUUCAUCUCCUUCUCCAUAUUUAAUCAAGACAUGUAAUGACAGUGUGAUAACUAAACAUUAUAGAAGGAAGGAGAGGAUCAAACCAGGACUUUCAUUUUCAUCAGUGGCUCCAUGUGUUUCAUAAUAACAAAUUCCACUCUUUGAAACCCCCCUCCCUUUAAUUUGACUCCUGCUUUUGCAUUAGGAAUGUGUCAUUUGUAGUGAACACAAACCUAUUUUAUUCAUCCUUUGAGGAGUUUUUAAUUUUAAUUUUAUUUAGAGAAAACAGAACAGUCACUAAAGCUAUAGAAGAAGCUACUGAUAGACCCAUACAAUGGCACAUUUCAGAUGAAUGUCAGGCUUACAUGUGGCCAGCUAGUAAUUAGUUGACAAAACUGGUAAUCUAAACUGUUUCCGCAGCAUAUUGUAUAAACUAUGCAGAGGUCAGUAUUGUUUGCUUGUAAUAUACCAGCUAUCGUUCGUCAUCUUUAGAUGUAUUUUUCCCUGUUGUAAACAGGAAGACCCACUCAGUAAGAUAACAGAGCUGAUGUCUGUGUAUUUAAAUGUUAACAAAUUGUAUUUUUCUUUUUCCUUCAGUGAGAAUAUUGAUGUUGUAUUGUAAAAGGGGAGGAAGAAAUGCUGAGAUAAAAUGCACCUUUGUCCAAAGGCAAUGUUUAAUUGCAAGCUAUGAAGUAUGUGUAUGAGGAGAAAGCAAAUGUCAUUUGUUAGUUUUACCUUUGUAACUUAAAUAAAUUGCUUUUAUUUCACUGAA
This is a messenger RNA of Sceloporus undulatus (fence lizard), 11041 nucleotides long. It is a transcript of the gene DMXL2, whose product is annotated as Dmx like 2. Gene Ontology annotation, molecular function: protein binding. The transcript has 45 exons. NCBI's taxonomy places the organism in Eukaryota, Metazoa, Chordata, Lepidosauria, Squamata, Phrynosomatidae. The record is from RefSeq and is a predicted model, not a curated record. The coding region runs from base 178 to 9411 and encodes 3077 amino acids. Gene Ontology annotation, biological process: vacuolar acidification. Gene Ontology annotation, cellular component: RAVE complex.